This is a messenger RNA of Perca flavescens (yellow perch), 2943 nucleotides long. It is a transcript of the gene mon1a, whose product is annotated as MON1 secretory trafficking family member A. The transcript is spliced from 6 exons. Gene Ontology annotation, biological process: protein targeting to vacuole; vesicle-mediated transport. NCBI's taxonomy places the organism in Eukaryota, Metazoa, Chordata, Actinopteri, Perciformes, Percidae. Bases 388 to 1950 code for a protein of 520 amino acids. Gene Ontology annotation, cellular component: Mon1-Ccz1 complex. The record is from RefSeq and is a predicted model, not a curated record.
AGAUACAAUAAGGAAAUAAGCUACAUCACAGCACUGUCUAUGCACAGAUUGCUUAAUGCAAUAUGCUUAAUGGAGCUACCUGAGUGAUUCACAAAAUUCAAAAUCAACUUUUGUUUUAAUUGAAUCAAAUCGUCCUGUUUACUGCUCUUGAGCAAUUCUCUCGAAGAUAACUUCAUAUCCCACAAUUCCUACUUCCGCAACCUAGCAGGGCAUGUUGACUAGCAUUAGAAGAAGGUAACGUUACUUCAGUCUGGUCUAGUCCCUGCUUGUUAGUUAGCUAGCUAGCUAGCUAGUUGCAGCGACAAGGGAGUUGUGGAGCCCACCAAUCAAAUGCAGACAGCUCGAGAAAUGAAAGUCAGGUGUGCAUCCCUGCCCUAAGUAGCAGCGAUGGAUGGAGAAGCCCACAAGGGGACUGUGUCAUGGGAGGAUGGUACUCUGGCUCCUGUGGACCACCUUCGCUCCGAGAGGGCGGACAGCCCCACACCCGGUCUGGUGGAGGGAACUGAACCAGGUGCCGGUCAGAAGAGUGCUAUGUUUGUUCAUGCACAGUCUUUCGAGGAUCUUACCGCUGAGGCUGAGGAUGAGGUUCGGAGGGAGGCCGAACUGGACAAGUCGGGCGAGUGUGCAGAGGGGCUCAAGGUGCUGGUGGGAGAGAAAACCAUAGAGGAGCAACACAACAACGACAUUACAUCAGAGAGUAGGACUAAGGAGGAAGACGUGACCGGCGAGGCAUGGAGGAGCCACAGAAAACACGUGUUUGUGCUGAGCGAGGCUGGAAAGCCAAUCUACACCCGCUACGGCACGGAGGAGGCUCUGUCCAGCACCACGGGGGUUAUGAUGGCCCUCGUAUCCUUCGUUGAGGCCGAGAAGAACAUCAUUCGUUCCAUCCAUGCAGAUGGCUGUAAAGUGGUUUUCCUCAGCAAGAGUCCUCUGGUCCUGGUGGGCGUGUCUCGAACCUGUCAGUCAGACAAGGAGCUGCUGCGAGAGCUGCAGUACAUCUACUACCAGAUCGUCAGCCUGCUUACCCUCACCCAGCUCAACCACAUCUUCCAGCACAAGCAGAACUACGACCUGCGCCGCCUGCUGGCCGGCUCCGAGUACCUCACCGACAACCUGCUGCACCGGCUGGACCGAGACCCCGGCCUGCUGCUCAGCGCCGUCACGUGCCUGCCUCUGGCCAGCUCCGCCAGGGACAUGGUCUCAUCGGGCCUGCAGGCCGCCAAAUCCAAGAACCUGGUGUUCUCCAUCCUGCUGGCGGGGGACCGCCUGGUUACUCUGGUGAGGAAAAAGGACCAGUUCCUGCACCACAUAGACUUGCACCUGGUCUUCAACCUCGUUGGCUCCUCCUCGUCCUUUCGAGAGGGCGAAGGCUGGACGCCGAUCUGUCUGCCAAAGUUCAACACCGCAGGAUUUUUCCACGCUCACAUUUCCUAUCUGGAGCCUGCGUCUGAGCUCUGCCUCAUCCUGGUCUCAACCGAUCGAGAGGACUUUUUUAACAUGUCCGACUGCAAGCGGCGGUUCCUGGAGAGGCUGAGCAAGCGCAGUGCCUACCAGGCCCUGAAAGAAGCUCUUAAAUGUCCCAGCUAUUCUGUGGCGCAGGUCGGCAUCCCGGAACUCAGGCACUUCCUGUACAAAUCAAAGAGCUCAGGGCUGUACACCAGUCCAGAGUUCCCUGAAGUGUACCAGUCUGAUAAAGAGCAGGAAAGGUUGAUGGGACUGUACCAGGACCUCCACAGCAGCUUGCAUCAUCCAUCCAGACCUCUCCGCUCCUUCUACCGCUGUAGUGAAACUGAAAACCUGCUGGCAUGGGUGACAAGUGGCUUCGAGCUCUACCUCUGCUUCAGUCCGCUGGGGACCAAGGCCUUGGCCGUCUCUGCUGUCAACAAACUGCUGAAGUGGAUCAGGAAGGAGGAGGAUCGCCUCUUUAUUCUGAGUCCUCUCACAUACUGAGCCCUCGCUGCCGGCUGGCCUCCUGAAACAAAAAGCAUCACCCUAAACAUUGACGGCCUGGUGCUAACAACAGCUGCGGAUGAUGCAGUAGUAGUCAGUUCAGUGUUCACAAAUGAUUGUCAGAGCUAUGCUUUUUUUUUUUUGCUUCCGGGUUCCCCUGAUCUAAUUCACAGAUGUGUAAUGAAGUAGAUUGUGCAAUGAAGGUAAGUUAAAGAUGUAUUUUAUCUGGCUAGAUUUUUAUUAGUUCAAUUUGAAUAACAACAGAUGGAAGCGGCAUCGGCAUCAUCGAAGACCCAAUAACAACAUGAACUGGGGUGUUGGUAUGCUGUUGUUUUAACUUUAACAGACCUAUACAUGCCUCUCACAAUAUGAAAGAUGCUGUCUUUGUUUUAUAAAUCCUUUCUGCUCAUUUCUUCAAAAUCAAGAAUAACAUUUCAAUUAAAAAACUGUAAUUUUCUAAGGACCUGCAGUAGAAUGUGAUCACUUGAUAAAAGGUAUACUGUCAAAAUAUGGGUUGACACCAUUCCUGUUGUGUUUUAUCUUUACAUGAUGAAUAACCAUAAGAACCAUCGUAAUUUUAAAUCUAUGCACUUUCUUAAUGCAAAAGGCACUCCUUAGAGAAAUGCGUUCAUGUGUAUGUAACCUGUUUACUGCUGUCAUUUUUCUGUGUUAACAUGUAUUGUCAGUGUAAAGGAAUCAACAUUUCAGUCACUUGAUCUUCCAGUUACCAUUAGAAUGUUCUCUAAUUUACCAUAAUUUGUAUGUUAAUUAAGAAAAGUAUUGAUUUGUAUCUGCUUGUGUCUAAUCAUAAAGGUUCACUGUACUUCAUGGGAUCCUGCUUUGCAACGUUGUCACAUCUGCCUCCACUAAAUCAUGCCUUAACUAAGGGUUAUUGUACAAGGCCAAUUUAAGGUUGUAACAGAGCAGAUUUAGGGCUGCUGCACAAUUCCAGAAUUAUUAGAUAUAAAUAAAUACAUGGCUGGUGAUAAAACA